Molecule: messenger RNA, 595 nt
Organism: Cloeon dipterum
Lineage: Eukaryota; Metazoa; Arthropoda; Insecta; Ephemeroptera; Baetidae
Gene: Srx
Product: Sulfiredoxin
Exons: 3
Coding region: 137-484 (115 amino acids)
Biological process (GO): cellular response to oxidative stress
Cellular component (GO): cytoplasm
Molecular function (GO): sulfiredoxin activity
Source: RefSeq, a predicted model, not a curated record
GUCCCCUCUCUGCGGCCGCAGAAUGAAGCGAAAGGUAAACAAGAGGCCUGGUUGACCGAGUGUGUUGCCAUCAGGUGAUUUGAUUGCAUGUGCGCGUCACUUUUUUAUGGAGUAUAAACGCUGAUAGAGGUCCAGCAUGAGCGGCGACAUUUCCUCAAUUGUUAGCAAGGACGAGCCGGACGUGUACGAAAUGCCGAUGGAAGUGAUUACCAGGCCUCUGCAGUCGGAGCUGGACGAGCAAAAAGUCAAAAGUCUGAUGGACACGAUCAAGAAUCCGGACACGAUCCACCUUGUGCCGCCGAUCGACGUGCUUUGGCUGCAGGGCAGCGAGGGCGGCAAUUACUACUUCUCGUUCGGCGGCUGCCACCGCUUCGCGGCCCACCAAAGACUGAACAAGCAAUCUAUUAAAGCGAAACUCAUCAAGUCCAACCUAGCCGAUUUGCAAUGUUACUUGGGAUCUUCAACUCCGAAAAAUCUUAAAUAGUUGUUUUAUCUCUUGAAAUUCCAAUAAGUCUGUUACGGAUAAAACGUGAAGUCAAAAUGUUGUGCUUUUAUGGAAAUAAAAUUUCUGAAUAUUUUAAUUUUUUUAUCAACA